AUUCUUGAAAGUAGCGCCUCUCGCGAUCGAACUUUGUACCACGUGUCAUUCCAGCUAAUUCCAGUGGCUAGUGGACUUCAGACGUUUCGGAAUUAUUGUACAACAAGGUCGAUCCGAGUUCUCCUCACCUUUAUAUUAUCAUAAUGGAGAUCGAAGUUAUUGGAAAAAGUUCGAAAUCUCUUGGCACUGUCAGUGUCAAUCCUACAACUACGAUAGGAGAAAUAAAACAACAACUGUUCAAAAAGAAGAAAGCACCUUACGCAGGACGACAAAGUCUGAAACUGGAUUCUAAGGGCAAAUCCCUCUCAGAUUCGGAAACUGUCAAGAAUUUAGGACUCAAAGCUGGCUCCAAAUUAUAUCUUAAGGAUCUUGGACCUCAGAUAGGAUGGAAAACUGUCUUUCUCGUUGAAUAUGCCGGACCGAUGCUUGUUUAUCUUUGGCUUUACCAAAGACCAUGGGUUUUCUAUGGUACUGUUACAGAUUCAAUGGAACCAGUUGUCCAUUGGGCAGCGAUCUGUUGGACGAUACAUUAUGCGAAGCGACUUUUGGAGACCCUGUUCGUGCAUCGUUUCAGUCAUGCAACAAUGCCAUUGAGAAAUUUGUUCAAGAAUUGCUCAUAUUACUGGCUGUUUGCGAUGUACGUGGCUUAUCACAUUAAUCAUCCAGCUUAUACAGCACCUUGCCAAAUUUGUUCGUGCGUCGGUCUCGCAAUUUUUGCGAUAUGUGAAUUGGGAAAUCUCAGCAUUCAUUUAGCAUUGAGGAACCUCAGACCAGCGGGCACAACAGUGAGGAAAAUUCCUGUCCCCACCGGCAAUCCGCUCACUUCACUUUUCAAUAUCGUUUCGUGCCCCAAUUACACUUACGAGGUCGGCAGCUGGAUCGGUUUCACAAUCAUGACAAAGUGUCUUCCAGCCGGUCUCUUCAUGCUCGCAGGAGCAUAUCAAAUGACGAUGUGGGCAUUGGGAAAACAUCGAGCUUAUAAGAAAGAAUUUCCCAACUACCCAAAAAAUCGCAAAGCCAUUGUGCCGUUUGUUCUUUAAAUUUUUUGUACAAUGAGUAUUUAUAACAAUUAUAAUAUAACGGGGGUCACUUGCGCCUUCCUCAGUGAUGAAAAUAUCUUUUACGUACAACUCUUCAUUUACUUAAUUUAUAAACGAAUUUAUAAAUA
Messenger RNA from Venturia canescens, 1168 nucleotides. It is a transcript of the gene Sc2, whose product is annotated as trans-2,3-enoyl-CoA reductase Sc2. The record is from RefSeq and is a predicted model, not a curated record. Gene Ontology annotation, molecular function: oxidoreductase activity, acting on the CH-CH group of donors; protein binding. Gene Ontology annotation, biological process: very long-chain fatty acid biosynthetic process. The coding region runs from base 144 to 1040 and encodes 298 amino acids. The transcript has 5 exons. Lineage: Eukaryota; Metazoa; Arthropoda; Insecta; Hymenoptera; Ichneumonidae.